GAAAGUUCAGACAGUGAUGAGUUGGCUUUGAAAACAGGAAGUAACAGUGUAUCUAGAAGAAAGGGAAAAAGAAAUAUCAUUUUGAGGUUUCGCAAUCUAGCUCUCUUUUCUGGAUAAUCUGCUGUGUGCAACGAAAAGCCUCUCACGGUCAGCAUGAGUCUCCAGUGGACGGCCGUGGCCACCUUCCUGUACGCCGAAGUGUUCGCCGUACUGCUGCUCUGCGUGCCCUUCAUCUCCCCCCAGAGAUGGAGCAAGAUCUUCAAGUCUCGCUUGGUGACGGCCAUCAGGACGUACGGAAACACCUUCUUCAUGGUUGCCAUGGGGAUCCUGGUCUUCCUGCUGAUUGAUGCGGUCAGGGAGGUGAGGAAGUACAGUGUGACGGACACGGUGGACCUGAACAACAACCCCUCAGCCGUGGAGCACAUUCACAUGAAGCUGUUCAGAGCCCAGAGGAACGAGUACAUCGCUGGCUUCGCCCUGCUGCUCUGCCUGCUGCUGAGGCGCCUGGCCACCCUCCUGUCCCAGCAGGCCACCAUGAUCGCGUCCAACGAGGCCUUCAGGAAGCAGGCGGAGGGCGCCAGCGACGCCGCCAAGAGGUACAUGGAGGAGAACGAGAAGCUGCAGGAGAAACUGAGGGACGCCGGCAUCGACGUUCCCGAGGCCGGGAAGAAGCCCGGAGCGAGCCUGGAGGAGGAGAACAAGACGCUGAAGACCGAGGUGAAGAAGCUGAAGGACGAGCUCGACGCCACCAAGAAAGUCCUGCACAAGUCUGACAGUGAUGUGAAGGCCAUGAGGAAACAGGCGGAGAACCUGACGGUGGAGUAUGACCGUCUGCUGGAUGAGCACGCCAAACUGCAGGCGAGCGUGGACGACAGUACGAGGGAGAAGAAGACAGACUGAGGCGGGAAAGCGCAUCGUUCUCUGACCCCGAGUUCUCCACAGCGAUCGCCGACCUGCACCUGCACAAGCCUGGAUCCCCAACGCACACGCUCAUUCCUGAUUGGUGCCUUUCGGGAGAAGCCCCUCUUCCCAUUGGCUGUGACCCAUUAUGCACACUUCCCAUUGGCUCUGGCCCAUUCUGCAUAUUUUCCAAUUGGGGGUGUAGGAUGUGUAGGGUAAAUCACCCUUCCCUUACAAGUUUGUCACCUUUUAUUUCCCAAGUUGUCAAACUUGCAAGGUAUUCAAAAAGAAAUUCACGAAUACUAUUGUCUCUCGGCUCAUGUUUGACUAGAAGCAGAAUUCUGCAGUUGAGCGGAAUUUUCGUCCAUCUGCUUCGAAAUUGGGAGAGGUUCUUUAUUCGGUAUCUUGACCAAUUGUGUGUAAUUGACUUUUCGUUCUUUUUUUUUGUUCUGUUUAUGAGUAUAAACCGCGGUUAUUUUUCAAGUGUGACCACACAGGGACCAUAGUUGACCCUCUUCCCUACUCAUCUCAUGACCGGAGAUGAUGUUAUGGUCCAGUUUUAAUGUAUGAGUUUGCUGAACCUGAGUCAUGUGAUCCAGUGCAUGCAGAAUUGACCAUAGGGGGGGCCACUGCAUUCAUUCUGACUGGUGAGGAACACUCUGUACGUAGAACAUUUGUCUUGUGGUUUGUGUGUGACUGCUGAACAUCUUGAAAUGAUGGGCAUUGAUCUGUGUAAUUUGUUAUUUUGUCACCAUCAGGGUGCUCAUCAGAAGAAAAGAAAAUAUUCCAGGUUCAGCACUGUAAUGUACUGUAGAGAAUGUUAGCUUCUUACAGUGGGAGUGAUGGGGGGGGGGCGGGGCAUUUGCAGAUAUAUCUCGUUCAUGCCCUUGGUGGGGUGGUUGAAUGCUUAUGUUAUGUUUUUGGUUUGCUUUUGAGUUAUUCCACACUGAAAGCCACACUUUGUUUUUUUUGUUUUUUUUUUUGGUUCUGUCGUCUUGUGUAUAUUGAAAAAAAUAUAUAUCUUGGACGUGACAUAUACAGUCGUUUUGACGUUUUCGUAUUGAGUACCAGAAAGUUGAGAAUAUCAGAGUAUGAAAUUAAUUGCUCCGUUAAAAUGAUUUGACUGACUGACUUAAUGAAAUUGAAAGGAAGUGGUUGCCUCUGUGUAACAGUACUACUUAAAAGUGGUUGACAUCAGUUCCUCAUUAUUAGUGAAAUAAUUGAUACAGCUGGGUAUAUAAUGCGGCGGGACGCUGGUGUUUACCGAACUGAAAUGGAUCUGCUCUCCCGUCCCUUGUUUGAGGCCCCGAUUGUACUCUGAAACCAAAGCUCGUUUUGUGCGUCCGUUCGAACCGGGUUUGUACCGGUUACCUCUGGUUUGAAACCUCUGCGCCUGCAUAAUCCAAUACGGGCUGUGGGGGCACACUGUAAAUCAGAAUUUUAAUCACCGCGCCUGGAUAAGGAAACUCAACACGAGCACCGGUCUCGGUGUCUGACAUUUCAAAACAAUUACUGGUUCCAGCUGGCACGCUAAGUUCUGAAAUGUAACCGACUCCAAUCGAAUGUUUACUUUGUGCCGAUAAGCCAGCUAUUACGUUUUGAGAUUCACUGCAUGUCAAAUAAAUAAAUAAAAAAACGUGGUGUAUUUAACCCGGGAUAGCAAAAAAGUGAA
Molecule: messenger RNA, 2572 nt
Organism: Anguilla anguilla (European eel)
Lineage: Eukaryota; Metazoa; Chordata; Actinopteri; Anguilliformes; Anguillidae
Gene: bcap31
Product: B cell receptor associated protein 31
Exons: 8
Coding region: 154-900 (248 amino acids)
Biological process (GO): endoplasmic reticulum to Golgi vesicle-mediated transport; intracellular protein transport
Cellular component (GO): endoplasmic reticulum; endoplasmic reticulum membrane
Source: RefSeq, a predicted model, not a curated record